ACAUCAGUUGAAAUUAACAUCUAUCGCAAUAACAUUUUCAGCAGAUUUUAGUUGAAUAUAUACAGUAUUUAGAACGUUUACUAUUUUUUAGAUUGUCCCUAACAUUGCUGGAGCAAUCGAAUAAGUACUGGUACCAUUUCCUUGCAUUACAUAUUAUUCAAUAUUGGUUGGCAGUUCUGUUAGCAUACGUGACUGGAUCAAGACAUAAGUGGUCUUUAUUUUUUCUAGCAUAUGGCCAACAUCAUUUUACAUAAUGUGCAACAUUGUCAGGCAACUUGUAAUACUAAAUAUCACUGCCUAUAUGGAUAUUACUUCUUGGGAAUCUCGAGGGCCAGGCUAUCCAUUAUUUAUAAGAAAUCCAAAACUACGAUAAGCACCUGGAUUCAAAAUUACGAGACGGAAGGCAUACUUUCUCGCAAGCAACGCGAGCAGGUAUUCCGCAAAUUUAAAUCUGAGCAUAGGCACUGGAUCGUGGAACAGUACAUGGAAAACCCUGUUCUUUUUUUGAGCGAAUGUCGAGAUCUGUUUUAUAGCCACUUUUAUCGGACCAUAAGUGAAUCAAGUAUAUGCCGGAUUCUCCAUGCUGAAGGAUUAUCUUGGAAAACUCUGGAACGCCGAGCCAUUCAAGUGAAGGAAGAAGAGAUAUUUCGUUUCUGCGCAGAGAUGAAUGCUAUCGAUUGGGAUAUUUACCAUCUUGUAUUUUUAGAUGAAGUUUCUCUAGAUAGCAGAGAUAUGCUUAGAAACCGUGGAUAUGGAAUCAAGGGGAAAAAACUUAUAUUUCGGGGAGAAUUUGUAAGGCGGCCUCGGGUAUCUUUCCUUUGUUUUCUUGGGAUGGAGGGUAUGCUAGAUAGCUUCGAAACAGAAGGUACUUUCACAAGAAAAAUAUUCUUCGAAUGUUGCCAAUCCUUUGCUUUGAAUCACGAAGCAGUCCGUCGAUAUCUUGGAUUUAAUUCAAUAUGGAUUAUGGAUGGAGCACGAAUCCAUUGUGACCAACACAUAGUUAUGUAUCUGAGAUCAAUUGGAGUUUUACCUGUGUUUCUACCUCCAUAUUGCCCUUUUUUCAAUUCAAUUGAGAUAAUUUUCGGAAUAACAAAAAGAAACAUGAAAAAGCGUUAUGAAGAAAAUUCCAAUGAGAAUUUGUCACAUACUGCAAUAGCAACAUUUUUUGCCUAUUCCGGAUAUAAUUGCUCAAAGCUUUAUAAACAUUGUGGAUAUCUUCCUGGGGGUAUUUUCGAUCCUUCAAUUGGUCUAUCGCAAGACAUGACAGAACUAGGAUUUGAUUUGGAUACAGCUUAUGACUAAUUGUUGGUAUUUGUUUCACCCUAGUGGAACGGUACAUCUCAUGGAUAGUUUAUUAUUAACAGUUCAGAUAUAAAACUUACAAUGAAAAUAAAACAUCUCUUUUA
Molecule: messenger RNA, 1406 nt
Organism: Topomyia yanbarensis
Lineage: Eukaryota; Metazoa; Arthropoda; Insecta; Diptera; Culicidae
Exons: 1
Coding region: 232-1302 (356 amino acids)
Molecular function (GO): nucleic acid binding
Source: RefSeq, a predicted model, not a curated record